AUGGCCGCAGCUUUUUCUUUCUCUCUUGCCUCCAUAGCAGCCCCAUCAAAUUCCUUAAAAUUAUCACAAAAAUCAUUUUGCAACCACAAUUCAUUUCGUUCUGUAUCUUCCCUCUCCAACCGCAACCUAAUUCAUAAGCCACUUGGCCUUCAUGUAGGUCGGUCUAAGAAGGUUUUAUCGAUGUCUAAAGAGAAUCCUUCGUUUUCUUGUAAAGUUGGUACCUCAUUUUGUAAGAAGGAGAAAAUCUCUCCAGCUGUCCAAGAAAAAGAAUUACAAUUUGAAGCUCAUUGUGAUGUUUCUGCGACUGGAAAGUCUAUGCAAUCCGCACCAGAAUCCGGGAUGGUUUCUUCGAUUACCAAGAAGAUAGGAGAUACGUUUGGUACCUUUUUGGCUGGUGGUGGAACAGCUAAAAGGGUUUUGGCGCCAGGCGAAAAGGAACCUUCCCUUAAUUGUCAGACCUCUGUUUUUAAGGAGGAGAAGAUCACUCUCGCUGGACAAGAUGAGCUCCUCAUUCAUUAUAAGGGUGCUGCUCAAGCUCAGAAUUUAAGGGAUUCUCUUGCUGAAGCCAAGUCUGACAUAAAAGUCAAGAUUGGCCUCAAGACUGGUUCUUGUUCUUUUGCCGAAGCACGUGCUUGUGGUUUUACUGAAGAGAAUGACACUUUAGGUGAUAUUUGUGAGACUGUUUCAGGAAGCGAUCUAUUGCUGCUAUUGAUUUCUGAUGCAGCACAGCCAAACAGCAUCCUUGGGCUUUCCGAUGGAUUUCAUCUUGGGCAUUUGCAAUCAAUGAGACUAGAUUUUCCAAAGAACAUUGGUGUGAUUACUGUUUGCCCUAAGGGAAUAUGUCCUUCUGUAAGGAGACUCUAUGUUCAAGGAAAAGAGAUCAAUGGUGCUGGAAUUAAUUCUAGUUUUGCAGUCCACCAGGAUAUCGAUGGUAGAGCCACAGAUGUUGCCUUGGCAUGGUCAGUGGCCAUUGGUUCGCUUGUCACAUUUGCCACUACACUAGAGCAGGAAUACAAGAGUGAUAUCUUGAGGGAGCAGGGCAUUUUACCAGGUGCUGUUCAUGGCAUCCUGUGUUCCUUGUUUCGAUGGUACACUGAAAAUGGAAUGAGUGAGGAUGAAGCUUACGAGAACACUGUCCGUUCUAAAACAAAAAUGGCGUUGGCACCUUUUGAUCAUAAUAAGAAACCGUCGUCAUUUUCUCUUGACAUUGGGACCUCCUACAGCAAGAAGGAAGAGAUCUCCCCUGCCGGUGGUCAGGAAAAGGAAUUACGAUUUGAAACUCACUGCACCGUCUCUGCUCCUCUCCCUUUCUUCAACGCUCCUCCAAAAUCAUCUAACUCCAUCGGAUAUCUGCAACAUGGUCAGUGGCUGUUACUUGUCAUCCUCUUUGCACAUGUCUUGAAAAAUUUUACGAAGCUGCUUAAAAAUAGUAAUGGUAUUGGUGGAGAUGGAGGAGGCGAUUGCGCGGGGGACGGCACAGCAAAUAUAGAGUCACCGCCACCGCGUACUGUAAUUCCUGGUCUUCAUACCUGCUUUGAAAGCAGUAAAAAGAUCUCCCCAUCAGGCUAUGUAAGAGAGACACGAUUUGCACUUCAUUGCAACGUCUCAGCUUUUCUUGUCAGUGCUGGAGCAUUAUCAAAAUUCCUUGCAUCAUGGUUGGGUUUUCCAUCAAAAAUCCUCCCCAAUUUAAUACCUUGUAUCAUUUUCAUUCUUGUGGUUGUGCUACUGAUCAUAGCUAGUAUUGCUAAAAGGCGUGGUGAUGGCUAUGGUGGUCACAACAAUGGUGGCUCAGUUGUUGCUGUUGAAAAGGUUUUGGUGGCAAGGGCAAAGCCUCUGGCGUCUCUUGAUCUUAAGACCUCUGUUUUCAACAAGGAGAAGAUCAUCCUCAAUGGCCACGAUGAGUACAUUGUGAGAGGAGGCAGGGAUUUGUUUCCCUUUCUCCGGGAUGCAUUCAAGGGAAUUAAGCAGAUUGGUGUGAUUGGAUGGAGUUCUCAGAAUAAAUUGCUAACCAGCCUCAUUCAUUAUAAGGGUUCUGUUCAAGCUCAGAACUCAAGGGAUUCUCUUGCCGAAGCUAGGUCUGAUAUAAAAGUCAAGGUUGGUCUUAGGAAGGAUUCUUGUUCUUCUGUUGAAGCCCGUGGUGCUGGUUUUACUGAAGAGAACGAUACUUUAGGUGAUAUCUGGGAAACUAUUUCUGGAAGUGAGCUGGUGCUGCUAUUGAUUUCUGAUGCUGCACAGGUUCUAUCAGAUGGAAUGAGGAAAGGAAAAUGUCUCCAAUUUUCUAACAUAUCUCCAGUUCAUUUGAGGUUGAUUCUUCCAUUUGAACUACAGUUCGAUGAUAAAAUGCUGUGUUGCCCUAGAACUAGAGAAUGGUUUCCAGAAACCAAGCUAGAGAAUGGGAAUAGGGGAGGAGGUGAUAGUGCAUUGUCUUCAAUUUCCUUCUAUCAAUUGAUGCUUCUCACUUUCAAAUUCAGAUUGGAAUCUUGGGGAGAAAAGGACACUCAGAUUCUUGAGAUCAUCAAUGGAAGUCUCAUAAUUCUGUCGCUUCCUUGA
Dovyalis caffra is the source of this 2550-nucleotide messenger RNA. Lineage: Eukaryota; Viridiplantae; Streptophyta; Magnoliopsida; Malpighiales; Salicaceae. The record is from the annotation of a GenBank genome assembly.